AUGGAUGCAUUGUCGAAAACGCUUCUGAGUGGGACUUCUUCAAACCCUCUUGUUCUUCAUGGGCGACAUUUUGGUCAAACUGUGUUUGCCCUGUGCAACUAUCCCGCUCUUCUUACUACCGGUAUACUCCGACUGGAAGAACUACAGGAUUCUGCCAUAGAGGAUUAUCCAGCAGAGGUUUUCAUGAGUCUAAUUGAUUCAUAUCCUGGUCUUUUGGAUUGUCUGAUGAAUGGCGAGGAGGAGGAUAUCAUUCAUUUGGGAGAAUUGCUGGGUAAAGGAGCUGCUGGCGUGCGAGGCGACAAUACCAAAACCCUUAAAUCUGCUGUCCUCAAAUGGCUUGUGCCUAGAGGACAGGCAGUCAUACCACCUCUCUCCCGGAAUAUCAAGUCUGACCGCGGAUUUAACCAUGAGGUCACCGGUGCGUUGCUUUGCCCCGCAGGCCUUGACUGGUCAAAUGCAGAAACCAAGCAGAGCCUAGAGAGCAGUGAAACUGCGGUUUGUGGUGACCAAUGGCCCAUGUUUAUAUAUGCUGGGUAUGAGGUUUUUAAACACAUUUUUACAUCUCCAAGCUUGGUCAAUAGGGAGCCAAAGGCUACACGAUCUGGCAAUGCUUACCUGCACGGCAUGAAAUGUGUGACUCGAGGAUCCCUAGCUUACGAUCCCAAUGAAAGUGAGGAAGUGACUGACCUAAUGACGUGGUGGACGCAGUUCGUGACCUCCCAUCCACUUUAA
Messenger RNA from Suillus subalutaceus, 732 nucleotides. RefSeq lists its product as uncharacterized. NCBI's taxonomy places the organism in Eukaryota, Fungi, Basidiomycota, Agaricomycetes, Boletales, Suillaceae. The transcript has 7 exons. The record is from RefSeq and is a predicted model, not a curated record. Bases 1 to 732 code for a protein of 243 amino acids.